AUGAUAUCUCUAUCCACUUCCUCAAUCACGUCGCUGAUUCCAUCCUUGUACAAUCUAAGCACCAACCACUCGACCUCAAGCUUGAUGAACGCCACCGCCAAUUCCACCUCGGAAAAUUUGGCGUUUAUCUCCGACGCAUUGGCCAGAGAGUCAGACGUGACUGUCUCAACGAACAUCACUUCCCAGGCAGAAUAUAAAGGAUUCGCGGCAUACGUCAUUAGCUUCAUCUUCUUGUUCAUAUGGCUGAGUUGGUCAAUGAUUCCAGAUUCGAUCCUCAACAACGUUGGCAUAUAUUACUACCCGUCAAGGUGGUGGGCUCUCGUCAUUCCAGCAUAUGUUUUGGUAUCCAUGAUGUACACAUAUGUGGCCCUUGCAUUAUACAACAUAGAAGUGAAAACUCCUCCAUUGGAUGAUCCCCGGACAAUUGCAGAUCCUGAUGGCGUUGUUAUUACAGAACUCCCGCAUUAUCAGAAAAAAGACCUUGACCGCUAUCUAUUUUCUUCCACCAGCGGAAUUUGGGACUUGCCGCUGAGUGAGGUCAAUAAGGUGUUGUACGGGGAGGAGUACUAA
This is a messenger RNA of Ogataea parapolymorpha DL-1, 570 nucleotides long. RefSeq lists its product as uncharacterized. The coding region runs from base 1 to 570 and encodes 189 amino acids. The record is from RefSeq and is a predicted model, not a curated record. NCBI's taxonomy places the organism in Eukaryota, Fungi, Ascomycota, Pichiomycetes, Pichiales, Pichiaceae. The transcript has a single exon.